AUGGAUAUGAUUAAUGUGAUUCUCAAUAUUCUUCUUCCCCCUCUUACCCUCAUCCUCCUCUUCCUCUUUUACCCAUUUUAUCUUGUCAUCAAACUUCUGAAUUGUGUACGCAAGCAUCUUUGCGUUAAAAAUGUCGCCGGUAAAGUAGUUCUCAUCACCGGAGCUUCCUCCGGCAUCGGAGAGCAUGUUGCAUAUGAGUAUGCGAAGAAAGGAGCAUAUCUAGCUCUGGUUGCUCGGAGAGAAGAUCGUCUACAGACAGUAGCAGCAACAUCAAGACAGUUAGGUUCACGUGAUGUUAUUAUCAUACCUGGUGAUGUUACUAAGGUUAGUGAUUGCAAGAAGUUCAUCGAUGAGACGAUAAGUCAUUUUGGAAAACUGGACCAUUUAGUUAAUAAUGCUGGUGUAUCUCAAACUGUUUUGUUUGAGGAUUUCCCACAGAUUCAAGAUGCUAAUCCUAUAAUGGAUACUAACUUCUGGGGCUCAACGUACAUCACUUAUUAUGCAAUUCCCCAUCUACGGAAAAGCAAAGGGACAAUAAUUGUGGUAACUUCUGCUGCUGCAAAGAUGGCUGUUCCAUUGGCAACGGUCUAUUCUGCAAGCAAAGCAGCACUGUUAGGAUUUUAUGAGGCACUAAGAGUUGAGCUCAAUCCGGAUAUAGAAGUAACAAUUGUUAUUCCCGGGCUAAUCUCAACGGAUAUGUCAACUCCCGAGUUUAUCAAAAGAUUUGGUUCAGAUUGUAUAAUAUCGCUAUCAGUGAGUAGAUGCGCAAAAGCAAUAUUCCAAGGUGUGUGUAGAGGAGAAUCAUACAUAGAAGAACCAAGUUGGAUCAAGAGUUUCUUUUUAGUAAAGAAACUGUGCCCUGAAGUAACCAGCUACAUCUUCAACUAUUCUUUCCUCCAUUUUCUCAAACCUUAUUUCAAGCGUGACUGA
Molecule: messenger RNA, 930 nt
Organism: Microthlaspi erraticum
Lineage: Eukaryota; Viridiplantae; Streptophyta; Magnoliopsida; Brassicales; Brassicaceae
Source: the annotation of a GenBank genome assembly